AAAAAAAAUUAAAAGAGAUGAAAAAACAACAGUCGUGAGACUUCAAAAUACAGUACUCUAUCGAUGCCAAACUCCAUCCAUUUUCCCUCUCAAUUCCUCCCAGCGGCCCUCCAGAAAUUGGUUGUGGAGAAUUGAUGGAAGCUGCCAAUUUGCAUAGCCAAAUCUUCAGUGUCUCCGGCCAACCCCUUUUUAUGACCCCUUUCUCCACUCUAUUCCGUCCCAGCCUCUCCCUUGUUCACCGCUCCCCCACCGCCGCUGCCGCUACUUUCAGGCUUUUCUCCUCCGCCUCCGCCGCCGCUUCCGCCACCACCGCCACCACCGCUACUCCGACUCAAGAAAAGGGCGUAGUAGUUCCGGAGCAAGCGAAUGUAGUACGCAAGACUCCGAGGGGGAAGGUGAACAAAGUGAUUUUGCAGGCGCAGAAUAAAGAGAAUUGGUUAGACUCCCUCUCUUGCCCUUUUCCGAAUGUACACAAGGAUGUUGGAGAUGAAUGGGUUAUUGGAGUCGACCCUGAUGCUUCCGGAGCCUUGGCCCUUUUGAAACCUGAUCACUCUGCUCAGGUUUUUGAUACUCCUCACUUGAAAGUACUUGUUGGCGGGAGAAUGCGCAAGCGUUUAGAUACAAAGUCUAUUGUACAGUUACUGCGCAGUUUUGAUGCACCGAAAGGAACGACCGCAUAUGUAGAGCAAUCAAUUCCGUAUCCGAAAGAUGGUAAGCAGGGAUGGUGGAGUAGUGGAUUUGGAUAUGGCCUGUGGAUUGGGGUCCUAGUAGCCUCUGGCUUUUCUGUUGUUCCAGUGCCAUCUACUCUGUGGAAGAAUGAGUUUAAACUGUCAGGGAAAGCCACAACUAAGGACGAUAGCAGGGAGUUAGCGUCAUCAAUGUUUCCCUCCGCAAGUUCACUGCUGAAGAGAAAGAAAGAUCACGGUCGAGCAGAAGCCUUGCUUAUUGCUGCAUAUGGUGGAGGUCUGAAACAGUGUUUCAGUUUGCCCCCUUUGGUCGAGGACAAUAGCAAAGUAUGAUUCAUAUAUAGCCAUAUAUAGCCGAUCUCACGUAACGGGAUGAAAGCGUGAUGGUGGUUAUCGUUGUCGUUAGCACCUGACGAAUUCAUCAAAACUUAAGGAAACAAUCGGCCAUGUGAAGUCCUUAUUCCUAGUGGUGUAAUGCUAACCUAAUCUAAUCACGUUACCCUCCUUUUCCCUAAUUCAACUCAAAUUUAUUGAUCGCUAAAUUUAUUGUUCCUUGUAGAUGACUUACAAACUUGCAUGAGAACAAGUGUAAAUUACAAUGAAGAAUUGAGUUUUUGACCAGCUAGCAUUCAUUUUUAAGUUUAGU
Molecule: messenger RNA, 1332 nt
Organism: Oldenlandia corymbosa var. corymbosa
Lineage: Eukaryota; Viridiplantae; Streptophyta; Magnoliopsida; Gentianales; Rubiaceae
Source: the annotation of a GenBank genome assembly